This is a messenger RNA of Passer montanus (Eurasian tree sparrow), 3634 nucleotides long. RefSeq names its product nuclear receptor binding protein 2 (gene NRBP2). Gene Ontology annotation, cellular component: cytoplasm; endomembrane system. Gene Ontology annotation, biological process: intracellular signal transduction; protein phosphorylation; endoplasmic reticulum to Golgi vesicle-mediated transport. NCBI's taxonomy places the organism in Eukaryota, Metazoa, Chordata, Aves, Passeriformes, Passeridae. The transcript has 20 exons. Gene Ontology annotation, molecular function: protein serine/threonine kinase activity. The record is from RefSeq and is a predicted model, not a curated record. The coding region runs from base 341 to 2800 and encodes 819 amino acids.
GGGGCGGGACGAGACCGGGCCGGCCCCGCGCGGCACCGGCAGAGCGCGGUGGGGCUCGGGGGGGUGCGGAGCCGCGCGGCUCGGCUCGGCUCUGUUUCGCUCCCUUCGCCUCGGUUCUGUUCGGUUCGCUUCGGUUCGGCGCGCAUCAGCUCGGCUCGGAGCGGAUCGGAUCGGAUCGAAGCGGAUCGGAUCGGACUAGAGCUCGGCAGAGCCCGGCACAGCCCGGUACAACCCGGUACAACCCGGCACAGCCCGGUACAACCCGGUACAGCCCGGCACAGCCCGGUACAGCCCGGCACAGCCCGGCACAGCCGGGUACAGCCCGCGGAUCGCGGCGGGGAUGGCGGUGCCGGAGCCGGACGCGCGGCUGGCGCAGGAGAAGGAGGAGGAGAGCGAGGAGGAGAGCGAGGUGCUGGAGGAGAGUCCCUGCGGCCGCUGGCAGAAGCGCCGCGAGCAGGUGAACCAGGGGAACAUGCCUGGCAUCCAGAGCACCUUCCUGGCCAUGGACACGGAGGAGGGAGUGGAGGUGGUGUGGAACGAGCUGCUCUUCACCGACAAGAAAGCCUUCAAAGCACACGAGGAGCUUCUGUGUGCCAGGAGCAUCCUGCUCACCUGUUCUGUCCCAGGAGCAUCGUGCUCACCUAUCCUGUCCAUGGCAGGAGCUUCCACCUCACCUGUCCUGCCCCAUCCCAGGAGUAUCCACCUCACCUGUCCUGUCCCGGGAGCUUCUAUGUGCCAGGAGCUCCCUCCUCACCUGUCCUGCCCAUCCCAGCACCUUCCACCUCACCUGUCCUGUCCAUGGCAGGAUCUUCUGUGUGCCAGGAGAUUCCACCUCACAGGAGCUCCCUUCUCACCUGUCCUGCCCAUCCCAGCACCUUCCACCUCGCCUGUCCUGCCCCAUCCCAGGAGCUUCUGUGUGCCAGGAGCAUCCUGCUCACCUGUCCAUCCCAGGAGCAUCCUCCUCACCUGUCCUGUCCACGCCAGCCCCUCACCUGCCCAUUCCAGCCCCUCACCUGCCCCACUCCAGCCCGUCAUCUUCAUCACGGAGUACGUGUCCUCGGGGAGCCUCAAGCAGUUCCUCAAGAAGACCAAGAAGAACCACAAGGCCAUGAACGCGCGGGCCUGGAAGCGCUGGUGCACCCAAAUCCUCUCGGCUCUCAGAGGGGGUCAUGAGGGGUCCCGAGGGGUCGGGGGAGGUCCCGAGGGGGUCAGAGAGGGUCCCGAGGGAUCUGGGGGGUUGGCAGGAGGAAGGGGUGGGGGUCACACGGGGUGUGGGGGGACCCCGGGCAGGCAGGAGCCCCGAGGAUUGCGGGGUCCCUUUUUGGGGUGCCAACCUCGGCGUCGCCUUUUCUUCCCCUGUGCCCUCCCAAUGCCCGCCCCGGCAGUCUGGCACCGGGUGUUCGCCAACGCGCUCCCGGACGAUCUGCGCAGCCCCAUCCGGAUCGAGCGGGAGGAGCUGCGGAACCUGCACUUCUUCCCACCGGAAUACGGCCAGAAGGCCGACGGCACGGCCGUGGACAUCUUCUCCUUCGGGAUGUGCGCGCUGGAGAUGGCCGUGCUGGAGAUCCAGACCAACGGGGACACGCGGGUGUCGGAGGAGGCGAUCGCGCGGGCGCGGCACUCGCUGGAUGACCCCAACAUGAGGGAGUUCAUCCUGUCCUGCCUGACCCUGAACCCCGACCGGCGCCCGAGCGCCAACAGCCUCCUGUUCCACCGCGUGCUCUUCGAGGUGCACUCGCUGAAGCUGCUGGCAGCCCACUGCUUCAUCAACCACCAGUAUCUGAUGCCAGAGAACGUGGUGGAAGAGAAGAUCAAGGAGCUGGACCUGAACAUGGUGAUGGCUGAGAUCCGCAGGGAGGGCCGGCCUGGGGCACAGUGGAGGUACUCCGAGGUUUCCUUCCUGGAGCUCGACAAGUUCUUGGAGGACGUCAGGAACGGGAUCUACCCCCUGAUGAACUUCGCGGCCUCCCGGCCCCACGCGCUGCCCCGCGCCCUGUCCCAGCCCCAGGAGGACCCCCAGAAAGCCAAGACCCCCACGCCAGAGCCCUUUGAUGUGGAGACCAGGAAGGUGGUGCAGAUGCAGUGCAACAUGGAGCUGAACGAGGACAAGAGCCAGUGGCACGUGAGUGCCUGGAUCCUGCCCCGCUCCCUGGCCGUCCCGUUGGGAAUGGGAAUGGGAAAUGGGAAAUGGGACUGGGAUUGGGGCUGGGAAUGGGAAAUGGGACUGGGAUUGGGGCUGGGAAUGGGAAAUGGGACGGGGAUUGGGGCUGGGAAUGGGAAAUGGGACUGGGAAAUCUGCCAGUGGCACGUGAGUGCCUGGAUCCUGCCCUGCCCAUCCUGCUGGGAAUGGGGCUGGAAUGGGAAUGGGAUGGGACUGGGACUGGAAAUGCUGAUCUCGGCCUUGGAGGGACCCUCCACGGCCAGCGACAGCCCCCCUGGGGACACGGGGACAAUGACACGGAACGGGAUCUACCCCCUGAUGAACUUCGCGGCCUCCCGGCCCCACGCGCUGCCCCGCGCCCUGUCCCAGCCCCAGGAGGACCCCCAGAAAGCCAAGACCCCCACGCCAGAGCCCUUUGAUGUGGAGACCAGGAAGGCUGAUCCCGGCUGGGCUUUUCCAGGUGGUGCAGAUGCAGUGCAACAUGGAGCUGAACGAGGACAAGAGCCAGUGGCACCCGACAACUCCAAGGAUUUGGCCACAGAGCUGGUGCACUACGGAUUCAUCCACGAGGACGACUGCGAGAAGCUGGCCGCCUUCCUGGAGAGCGCCUUCCACAAGCACCGCUCACAAGCCCUGUGAGCCCAGGCCAUGGAGGCACCGCCAUCCCCGGGGGCUCCCGACCCACCCAGCCCAGCAGGACUCGCCUGGCCGGGCCUCGGGCCCACGGAAUUGUCCCGACUCGUGUUCUGGGCGGGCAGAGGACUCGGCAAAGCCCGGGAAUUCCGGGGCGCUGGACACGCUCUGGGGCCCGCUCCCGAGGGGAGGUGUGGGGAGUGGGCAGCACCCCCUUCCCAGGGGGGUUUGGGAGCUGCUGCAGAGCCCCCGGCCGGGUCCAAUUCCCUCUGGGAAUGGUCAGCCCCCCUCGCUGCCGGUCCCACCGCCGUUUUCUCCCUCUGUGCCAUCCUUGCUGAGGGGAGGGGAGGAGCAGGCUUGGAGAGCCCCUGGAGCUUCCCACCGGCCACAUCCCGCUCUCCAUCCCCAGCUUCUCCAGGUUUAAGGUUUCCUGUGCUCAGAACCCUCGCCAUGAGCUGGGACUGUGAGCUGGAGAAGGAAUUCCUCACCCACCACCUGGAUCCACACUUGUGCAUUGGCAGGAAUCUCACUGAUGCUCCACAGAAUCCUGGUCAUGCCCCAGUUCCCCCUGCAGCCUUCCAAAACCUCUCGGCGCCUUCAGGAGAGAGCCCUGGUGCCUGUUGCUCCCGUCCCUGCCACGCUGGCUGGAAUGCCAGUCCCUGGCCUGGAGAUGGGGAAUUGCCACCGUCACCACCCCAGGGCUGCCCUUGGCCAGGGACACACGGGGAGAAAAGUGCCAACAGGAAUUGUCUCUGUCCCAGAGCCGUGUGGGGCUGCUCCUGCUGCAGGGAGAGCUGGCUCUGAAAUCCUGCUGCUCCAGGGAGAGCUGGCUCUGAAAUC